This is a messenger RNA of Schizosaccharomyces osmophilus, 849 nucleotides long. RefSeq names its product 3-oxo-5-alpha-steroid 4-dehydrogenase (gene dfg10). Gene Ontology annotation, molecular function: 3-oxo-5-alpha-steroid 4-dehydrogenase activity. Gene Ontology annotation, biological process: polyprenol catabolic process; dolichol-linked oligosaccharide biosynthetic process. The coding region runs from base 1 to 849 and encodes 282 amino acids. Gene Ontology annotation, cellular component: endoplasmic reticulum. The transcript has a single exon. NCBI's taxonomy places the organism in Eukaryota, Fungi, Ascomycota, Schizosaccharomycetes, Schizosaccharomycetales, Schizosaccharomycetaceae. The record is from RefSeq and is a predicted model, not a curated record.
AUGUUGCAAUUACAAUUAGAGACUUGGGUUCUGUUAUUAAAAAUUGAGUUGGCCUUAUACUUUGUAGCUACAACGAUCAGUGUACUUGUUGUACCAAAAAUAAUCAAGUGGAAAUGGUUGACAAUGUACAGCGGUCACGGGGAUUCCAAGGAAAACAGUGCGCCUCGGGUUUUUUCAAAGCUACAGGUUCCUAAACACUGGUUCUGGCAUUUCUAUGCAUAUGGAUGUAUUCUCAUCGUGUGUUAUGUGUCCUUUGUGCUUUCGACUUCGUGGCAGGAUCCUGUACUCCAGGCAGCACAGACAGAGUUACUAAACAGUAAGAAAGCACAAGUUUCAUUGACUCUAUUUGGAAUUCACAUGCUACGUCGGUUGUAUGAAAGCCUUCGCUUUCGCAAUACUGGAUCAAAAAUGCAAAUAACACAUUACUUGUUGGGAUACUUUUUCUAUUCGCAUACUUUUCUAGCUAUUCUGGUUGCAUGUUUAGGGGAUUAUGAACAACAUGCAGGCUGGAAACAAGGAAUUGGACUGGGGUUGUAUGUCUUUGGAAGCGUGUGGCAGAAUGCGAGCCAUGAGCAUUUGAUUGCACAAAAACACCAGCGUUCCUAUCUACCUCUCCAGAAAAGUGGAUUUCGUUGGAUUGCUGGAGCUCAUUACUUUGGGGAAGUCAUUCUUUAUACCGGGUUCCUAUGCAUAAUCAACCACUGGAUCAUAUGGCUUGUCUACGGAUGGAUUUUGGUUAGCAUGACGAAUGUUGCAACAUCUUACUCGCAAACAUCGACACAAGCCUUCCAAAAAGUGAAAACUACCAAGAGCGGGCCAAAGUGGAUCCUUUUUCCUUUCCUUUAUUGA